This is a messenger RNA of Erythranthe guttata (spotted monkey flower), 1257 nucleotides long. NCBI's taxonomy places the organism in Eukaryota, Viridiplantae, Streptophyta, Magnoliopsida, Lamiales, Phrymaceae. The record is from RefSeq and is a predicted model, not a curated record.
AAAUAUCACGAUAUAUUAUUGAGAUGUGGCUAAAAUAUCACAAGAAAUUGAAUAACAGGGUGGACUUUGCCAAUUUUCAAAAUGAUGAUAGGGUGCAAAACGCCAAGCACUGUUAAUUGUGGGGUGCAAAAUGCAAUUCACCUGGACUAAAUAAAAAAGUCAGAGUGCUAUAGAUGAGAUUAGUCAAUUCAUGCAACUAUAGUAUUAAAUUUAAAAUAGCCCCAAUUUUGCACACACUGCAAUAAUUUCACAAGUGGGUCAAAUAUUUUAGGCAAAUACAGACAUCCAACCUUUGCCCCCUUGUCCGAAUUCUAACUUCUUUAUUUAUUACUUCAUCUCCACCAUUUGAACUCUAGUUCAAACAUUUACAUGAAAUUAAAUGAAAAAAUCAGUUAAUACCGACACUUUCUUGAUAUCUCUAUACCUCUGUUUAUUCUGCGUUAUCCUCUUAUCCAAAAGAUCCCGCGCCGCUCAUUUUCAAUACGAAGCAUGCUUGCCGACAAAUUGCAGCUCCGGCGGCCCGAAUAUAAGCUUCCCGUUUUAUAUACCGGGCCGACAGGAACCCUACUGCGGGUACCCGGGAUUUGAGCUCAACUGUUCGGAAAGUGGAUUUCCUGUUCUUGAGUUGUCGGAAAAUGAGUACGUGGUGGAAGACAUCUUCUACGGAAACCGAUCUCUACAUGUGUAUAAUGCAGCUGUUUCGAGAUCUGGUGGUAGUAGUUGUCUUCCGAGAAUCAGAAACACGACUCUUCCUCCUUCCCAGUUCGGCUACGUCAGCUCCACGUCAUCGCUCCGUUUGUUCUCUAACUGCAGAGAACCGCUGCGUGGCGAACUGUCGAGGUUCGUUGUCGGCUGUGAAGGUUCUGAGGACGAGAAAAUAUGGGAGCUCGCUCUGAAUAAUAACGAUACAGAUGAGAAGAAUCAGAUGAGUAUUGCUAUGGAAGAGUGCGGAGAAAACGUUAUUGCACCUGUGGAAUCAUUUGGGAUCAUUGGAAAUAAUAUUAAUAAUAAUGGAAAAAUGGUGAAUAUUACGGAGAUUUUGAGGAAGGGGUUUUUGAUGAACUGGAUCGCCAGUGACUGCACUACGUGCGAAGAUAGCGGCGGCCGUUGCGGUUUUAAUUCGUCCACUUUCCAUUUUCGGUGCUUUUGUCCCGACAGGCCUCACUCUAGAAGCUGCAAACCUCGUAAGAUUUAAUAUUUUCUUUUAUUUUUGAUAUAUAUGGUCUUUAAUUCGUUGACUAUGCUAAGUUUUCCGGU